Messenger RNA from Letharia columbiana, 402 nucleotides. RefSeq lists its product as uncharacterized. Gene Ontology annotation, cellular component: nucleus. The coding region runs from base 1 to 402 and encodes 133 amino acids. Gene Ontology annotation, biological process: regulation of mitotic cell cycle; protein phosphorylation. Lineage: Eukaryota; Fungi; Ascomycota; Lecanoromycetes; Lecanorales; Parmeliaceae. The transcript is spliced from 3 exons. The record is from RefSeq and is a predicted model, not a curated record. Gene Ontology annotation, molecular function: ATP binding; cyclin-dependent protein serine/threonine kinase activity.
AUGGGCGAAAACAAUGUUAGUAUUAGCACUCCACAGUGGAUGUCAAUUACCGGCCAGCCGCUUGACCUGGGGCUCCACAACUCUGGGAUUGAAGGGCAAUGCGUCUCCAUCGCCUCAUAUGAGAAGCUCAAUCAGCUCGGUGAAGGCACUUACGGUGUCGUCUACCGGGCUCAAGACCGUCAGACUUCUCGAGUCGUCGCCCUGAAACAAGUACGAAUAUCAGCAGAAGAGCGGCAGAAUAGCGUCCCAAUCACUACGUUACGCGAGAUCUCGAUUCUACGGUCUCUGAAGCACAAUAAUAUCAUUGAUGUGAUCGAUGUGGCAGUCGGGGCGCAUGCAAUGGAUGAGGUCUACAUGGUUAUGGAGUAUGCUGAGCAGGUUGGUAAUCCGAUGCCGAGAUGA